AUGCUACAUCACCAUGCUUGGCCUGCCAUCUCUCAGAGUCGUCAUCGUGCGGUCAAGCAGCUCGAUCUCGCCGGUCAGUGGCCAGACGUAGAGAUGCUGCUGCUCCAUCUGUCUCUGCAUCAAACACUCAUCUAGGCCUGAUCUCGUACCCGAUCCAGAGCAACUCGAUGAUGAUGCCAUCGACUCGGAAGGAGACGACGCCUAUGGUCAGUACCGGCUGACCCUGAUCGACCCUAGAGUCCUUGUCCGAGGACUGAUCAUGCUAUGCGUUCCUUUAUGCCUUGCCCAGAUAUGGACGAUGAACAAUACGGUCAGCAAGAAAUAAGCCAUCGGCUACACACCACCCAGCGUGCUGACUCGGCCCUUGUGACCAAUAGCCCACAUGGAGUCGGGCUUGUCGGCAGUGCAGAACCUGCUCGGCCCCAACACACCCAUCUCGGACAAGGAGAUACGCGACUCGUUGUGGGACUCGUACUUUGACAUUGAUGGCACCGUCGCAUAUCUUCUAGGUGAGCGAGCGCAUCGUGCCAUCGCCCCUCGGAACACCAAAGUCUUCUUUCCCCUAACACAGAUUCCUCUUUUCGGCAGACGCGCAACACAAGAGAGAAGCCGCAAAGGCUCGUGCCGAGGGUGAGCUAACGAGUGCCAUGGCUGUCGAGACCGUCGAACCUCCGACGUCUUCCCUGGCCAGUCUCGACAUUUCGUCGUCUUUCAUUUCACCCACCCCGAGCGCGACGGCGACGGCGACGGCGACGGCGACGAAACCGCCCAUGAGCAAAUUGGCGGCCAAGAUGGCUGCGAGGAAGCAGGCCGCCGCCGACUCAAAGGGCUCGACACCAACGGAGACCUCACUGGCGCCGGUUGCCGCAGUGGAAGGGCCCAAACUGUCCAAGCUGCAGCAGAAGAUGCUAGCUUCCAGGCAGGCUCGGGCUGCAGCGACAGCGGGCGCGGCAGGUACAUCGGUCACAAGUGCCGAUGCGCCUUCUGUCCCACCGCCUGUAGAUACACAGUCGAGGGUGGACGUCACAGUGGCACCUGCGAGUGGCUUCGUCGUCCCUCCUGCGUUGCUUGCUUCUGCUUCCGCGUUUGCCCACGUCCUCGUCCCCCCACCGCCUAUGUCGACUGCGGAUCGAUUGACUCGAAUCGAGCAGACCUUUGCGAGGCGCGGUGGGGCAGAGAAUGUGGCAGAAUUUGGGCUCAGUCCCGACGACAAGGUGUUGGAGGCGAGGAAAGGGACAGCCGUCGCAGCUGGGGCGCCGAUUCGCAAAAGGGUGUGAUGCGGAUGGGCGAAGAGGGGUCACGGGCCCAGACCAGAUCGAAGUGCCUGAGCUUUGUCUCGAACAGACCAGGUACUGACUAUUCCCGUCUGCUUGCCUUCCCAUCGUAUCUCUUUACCGACGGUCAUCGAUUGCUUGCCCAUUCUCUUCGUGCAGAACAAAAGGCCAAGAAGGCCAAAGCAGCAGCCGCGGCCGCCAGUAGUCAACCCGCUUCGGCCAGGAAUUCGCGGCCUUCGACACCCGCGCCUUCGGCUCAGAAGAAGACUGGCACCAGAAACCUCUCACCGACGAAACGGCCACCACCAGGUCCGGUCAGUCAGCUUCGAGCGGACCUUGAGGGUCUCAAUCUUUUGCCUCGAAAUUCUUCCUCGGCGUCAUCGACGGGUGCGACCGCCGGAGGGUCCACACCUGGGACCUCGUCGGGGGCCCAUACACCUUCAGACAUAGACAAUGUCGAGAUGUCGGGACCGCCACCGGCGAUCGCGAUGGCCAAAGACAAGAUCUUGGCCGAAGUGCGGGAACGAGAAAAGGACCGCAAACCCGUGUUGUCGCUCGUCGUCGUGGGCCACGUCGAUGCCGGGAAAUCGACUUUAAUGGGUAGGGUAUUGCACGAGUUGGGCGAGACGUCGGACCGGUCGGUCGAGCAACAGCAACGAAACGCGGCCAAGAUCGGUAAAGCUUCUUUCGCGUAUGCUUGGACGUUUGAUGCGAUGGAAGAGGAGCGUGCGCGAGGUGUCACCAUCGACGUCGCAAUCGAUGGGUUCGAAACAAACAGCAAAAAGUUCACCUUGAUCGACGCGCCUGGUCAUCGGGACUUCAUCCCCAACAUGAUCUCCGGCGCUGCACAGGCCGACACGGCUGUCCUCGUUGUCGAUGGUUCAACCGGAGCCUUUGAGAAAGGCAUGGAAGGUGGGGGACAAACUCGAGAGCAUGCAGUACUGGUCAGGAGUUUGGGGGUUCAGCAACUCAUCGUCGCCGUCAACAAACUCGAUGCGGUCGGCUGGGCCCAAUCGAGGUUCGAAGCGAUUCAGGAACAGCUCUCGCCAUUCUUGACACAAUCGGGCUUCCAGCCUAGCAAAGUCUCGUUCGUGCCCGUGGGAGCCAUGUCGGGCGAGAAUCUGGUUGAGCGACGGAACGAGAUCUUGAAGGCAUGGUACGAGGGGCCGACAUUGGUCGAGCAACUGGAUCGACUGGAAGUCCCACCAAGAGCGCUCGAGACACCGUUGAGGAUACCGGUAUCGAACGUGUUCAAGGGUCAGAGCGCGACCGCGUCGGGCUUGGCCGUCUCUGGUCGAGUCGAGAGUGGGAUCGUGCAAGUGGGUGAGAGACUGUGCGCUCUCCCUGGUGAUGAGAGUGGUGUCGUACGAUGUGAGCAAAGUCGAUGCUAGCCGAGGAUUUUGAAGGGAUGCUGACGCUUAUCCGAUCUCAGCGUUGGAGGUCGACGGCGAGCAUGUCUCCUAUGCGAUCGCAGGAGUCAACGUGACUGUGUUCCUCUCCAACAUCGAUCCGCUCCAGCUUUCCGUCGGGUCUAUCCUAUGCCCGCCUUCAGAGCCCAUUCCCGUCGUCUCAUCCUUCCUCGCCCAGAUCAUGGUCUUUGACGUCAAGUACCCGAUCACGGCCGGCUAUGCUGUCGAGCUGUUCCACCACUCUCGAGAUAUUCCUGCGACGAUCACGACGCUCGAGGCGACGCUUGACAAGGCUACAGGAGCAGUGCUCAAAUCCAAGCCGAGGUGACUUGGAUCUUUGUGCUCAUGAACAUAGAGGUGCCGUCACCUCCAUGUUGACCGUUGUUUUAUGUUACUCUCAGGAUGCUCACCAAGGCCUCGUCGGCCAAAGUCCGCGUGCAGCUACGUGCACCAGCAGGAGGAUCUGCUUCGAGUCGAAGAGCAGUGAUCCCACUCGAACCAUUUGCGGUCAGUAAAGGGAUGGGAAGGGUCUUAUUCCGUCGUGGUGGCGAGACAAUAGCGGCGGGGAUCGUGCUCGAAGUGGGACCUUGA
Microbotryum saponariae is the source of this 3274-nucleotide messenger RNA. Lineage: Eukaryota; Fungi; Basidiomycota; Microbotryomycetes; Microbotryales; Microbotryaceae. The record is from the annotation of a GenBank genome assembly.